Musa acuminata subsp. malaccensis (wild Malaysian banana) is the source of this 1667-nucleotide messenger RNA. RefSeq names its product actin-7 (gene ACT2). NCBI's taxonomy places the organism in Eukaryota, Viridiplantae, Streptophyta, Magnoliopsida, Zingiberales, Musaceae. The record is from RefSeq and is a predicted model, not a curated record.
UCGCUCUCUCUCUCUCUAUUCGAAACCUUUUGUGGCAUAUAAAACCCCCUCGCCUUCUCUCCACUCUUCCGUCGCCCGUUUCCGCUUCCCUCGAAAGAGCCCCGCGCCUCUCCUCCCCGGCGGAGCAUCCGUCCACCGCUCAACCGCCUCCAUUCUGCUAUCGAUAGGAUCAUAAAGAAAUGGCUGAUGGUGAGGAAAUCCAACCUCUUGUCUGCGACAAUGGUACUGGGAUGGUCAAGGCUGGUUUUGCUGGAGAUGAUGCUCCUAGGGCUGUGUUCCCUAGCAUUGUAGGCCGACCUCGUCACACUGGUGUCAUGGUUGGGAUGGGCCAGAAAGAUGCCUAUGUUGGUGAUGAGGCUCAGUCCAAGAGAGGUAUCCUUACUUUGAAGUACCCUAUUGAGCAUGGUAUUGUUAGCAAUUGGGAUGACAUGGAGAAGAUCUGGCACCACACUUUCUACAAUGAGCUUCGUGUCGCCCCUGAGGAGCAUCCUAUAUUGCUCACUGAAGCUCCUCUUAACCCCAAGGCCAACAGAGAAAAAAUGACGCAAAUCAUGUUUGAAACCUUCAAUGUGCCUGCUAUGUAUGUUGCAAUUCAGGCUGUUCUCUCCCUGUAUGCCAGCGGUCGUACAACUGGUAUUGUUCUGGAUUCUGGUGAUGGUGUGAGCCAUACUGUCCCAAUCUAUGAAGGAUAUGCUCUGCCUCAUGCCAUUCUUCGUCUGGAUCUUGCUGGUCGUGAUUUGACCGAUGCCUUAAUGAAGAUCCUGACCGAGAGAGGUUAUUCAUUCACGACAACAGCAGAACGGGAAAUUGUCAGGGACAUUAAAGAAAAGCUUGCAUAUGUCGCAUUGGACUAUGAACAGGAGCUAGAGACCGCCAAGAGCAGCUCUACUGUGGAAAAGAGCUAUGAGCUUCCUGAUGGACAGGUUAUUACAAUCGGUGCCGAGAGAUUUAGGUGCCCAGAAGUCCUCUUCCAGCCAUCCAUGAUUGGUAUGGAAGCUGCUGGCAUCCAUGAGACCACUUACAACUCCAUUAUGAAGUGUGAUGUGGAUAUCAGGAAGGACCUGUAUGGCAAUAUAGUUCUCAGUGGUGGUUCCACAAUGUUCCCUGGAAUUGCUGACCGGAUGAGCAAGGAAAUCACAGCCCUUGCCCCAAGCAGCAUGAAGAUUAAGGUGGUUGCCCCACCUGAGCGGAAGUAUAGUGUCUGGAUAGGUGGCUCUAUUCUUGCCUCACUUAGCACUUUCCAGCAGAUGUGGAUUUCCAAGCAAGAGUAUGAAGAAUCUGGACCUUCUAUUGUACACAGGAAAUGCUUCUGAUGAAUAUCUUGGUUCAAGCCUUCUCUGCUUUUGUCGGGGUAGUUUUUUGGUGUCAGUUUGGUAAUGUUUCCAUAUUGUUGUGGCUCUGUUGAGGUUAUAUUGGCUUUGCUUGGGAUUUUUACGUGCAACACUAUCAUUGUAUUCAAUGCCUGCCAUAAGAUGAGCAAGCGUUCCUUGUUCUUACUUUCUUUCGGCAAACUAGGCUGUUCAAGUCUGGCAGUAGUAUUAGGAGUAUAUAUACGAUACAACCUGAUCUGUGCUUUGCUUUUUCUUUUCUCUUUUCGGUGACAUGUUGUAUUCUUGUUUAUUAGAUCGAUCGUGUUCAAGUUUGAGAGCAUCAGAUUUAUCUGCAAA